Molecule: messenger RNA, 4502 nt
Organism: Cuscuta europaea
Lineage: Eukaryota; Viridiplantae; Streptophyta; Magnoliopsida; Solanales; Convolvulaceae
Source: the annotation of a GenBank genome assembly
CACCCAAAUACUCGGAGGAGUAGAAACGGUGUACAAAGUAGAAAUACAAACUUAAAAUCAGUGGAGUGGCGCUUAAAAGUUUCCAACCGUGGAAGACCCCUCCUCUAGCCAUUCCACACCAAGAUUUCCCGCUCGGCCGCUCCGUGCAUGGCUUCAUCGUCCAUUUCUCUGCAAAAUUUCGACGACGAUAAUGGAUUUGACUGGGAAGCUGCUGUGAGGGAGAUCGACGUGGCUUGUGAGGCCACAGCGGCUGCUGUCUCCGUCAAUGAGACUUUGUAUUCUUCUUCUGAUGGCGUUUCGACCUCCGCCCAAAUCAAGAAAACGCUUACAAAACCCAAUGGUGGUGCUCCUGCUUCUGCCAGGCAGUCGACGCUUGAUAAAUUUCUGGGAUUUUCGCCUAUGGCUAAGAAUGCAGAGCCCAAUACCCACUGUUCCAACCUUUCUGGAAUUAUAAAUGAGAAAGAUUUUGAUAAUGAGGGUGAUGAAAGGGUUUGCUUUGUUCCACUCGAUCUAGAGGCCGCCAAAACUUGGAUUUAUCCAGCAAACCUUCCCCGUCGGGAUUAUCAGUUUGAAAUUACGAGGACCGCACUAUUUUCCAAUACCUUGGUGGCACUACCCACUGGACUCGGAAAAACAUUCAUUGCUGCUGUUGUAAUGUACAAUUAUUUCAGGUGGUUUCCAGAAGGAAAAAUUGUUUUUGCAGCUCCUUCUAAGCCACUUGUUAUGCAACAAAUUGAAGCAUGCCAUAACAUUGUAGAUAUACCGCAGGAGUGUGCAAUUGAUCUUACAGGUCAAACCAGUCCUACUAGAAGAAAAAGCUUUUGGAAAGAAAAACGAGUUUUCUUUGUUACUCCGCAAGUGCUGGAGAGGGACAUCCUUUCUGGUAUAUGCAUGGUGAAACAUCUAGUUUGCUUGGUGAUUGAUGAGGCUCAUCGUGCUACUGGGAAUUACUCUUAUUGUGUAGUAGUUCGUGAGUUGAUGGCUGUUCCUGUACAACUCAGAAUUUUGGCUCUAAGUGCAACACCAGGAUCUAAACAGCAGGAUGUCCAACAUAUUAUUGAUAAUUUACAAAUAACUACACUAGAAUAUCGUGAUGAAAAUGACCGAGAUGUGCUCCCUCAUGUGCAUGACCGGAAGAUAGAACAUGUAAAGGUUGCCAUGGGACAAGAUGCUGAUGAAAUUAAUAAUCUGCUGUCAGAUGUAAUAAGGCCAUUUGCUGGACGGCUUUCGGUGUUGGGAUUACUUCAGAAUAGAGAUUUUCAGAGAUUCAACCCGUGUGACAUACUUGAUGCACGGGCCAGAUUCCGUAGAGACCCACCAAAGAACAUUCCUCAAGUAAAGUAUGGAGAUGUGGAAGGAUACUUUGGAGUCCUUUUGACACUUUAUCAUCUUCGGAAACUACUCUCAAGCCAUGGAAUAAGGCCUGCAUUUGAGAUGCUUGAUGAAAAGCUGCGACAGGGGCAGUUUGCUCGACUAGUGAGUAGAAACGAAGAUCUUUUGAAAGCAAAACUUCUAAUGCAGAAAACUGUAGAUCAUGGAGCUCCUAAUCCAAAACUGUCAAAAAUGCUGGAAAUACUAAUUGAUCAUUUCAAAAUGAAUGAUCCCCAAAAUUCAAGGGUUAUCAUUUUUUCAAAUUUCAGAGGAAGCGUCAGGGACAUUAUGGACGCAAUUGCAAACAUUGGACCGUCUAUAAAGGCAACUGAAUUCGUAGGGCAAAACUCAGGAAAAACAUUAAAGGGUCAGUCACAAAAAGUUCAACAGGCUGUUCUUGAGAAAUUUCGAGCUGGUGGGUAUAAUGUCAUUGUUGCAACAUCGAUUGGAGAAGAAGGCCUAGAUAUAAUGGAAGUUGAUCUAGUUAUUUGUUUUGAUUCUAAUCUCUCUCCAUUGAGAAUGACUCAGCGGAUGGGGAGGACAGGGAGAAAGCAUGAAGGACGAGUUGUGGUUUUAGCUUGUGAAGGGCCAGAACUCAAAGGAUUUCUGCGAAAACAAGCAACAAACAAGGUGUUAGGAAAACUUAUGGCAAAUGGGGGAACAAAUACAUUUAGGUUUCAUUCCAGCCCUAGGAUGAUUCCACAUGCCAUCAGACCAGAAGUUCAACAUGUUAAGCUUUUGAUCGAAGCAUUUGUUCCUCGUGGAAAGAAGUCAAAAGAUGUCCUCCAUGUUCAGAGUCCUGUACUGCAAAAUGAACUUAGUGACAAAGAAAUCAAUUUGCUUGCAAAAUAUUUCAGCAGCAAUGGAGAGAGCUUGUGGAGGCCGUCAUUAAUUGCAUUCCGUCAUUUCCAGGCAUUUCCGUCUAGGGUCCAUAGCGUAUCACACUCACUUAGAACGGAGAUGCUAAUAGAUGCAAUGCAGCAUUUGGAAGGUUUAUCAUGUUCCGGUGAUAUCAAAGCUUCAAGCCAGGCUGAAACUUCUAGAGAUCUGUGUACGAGAGGUGAAACUGCAGAAGCAUAUGAAAAUGGUGAAGCUGCAGAAACAUAUGAAGAUUUUAAAGCUGCACAACUAUAUGAAAAUGGCGAAGCUGCAGAACCAUAUGAAAAUGGUGAAGAUCUGAAGACGUUCAGCUGUUCGCCUAAAGAGGAUUGUGGGAGAGAAUUAUUAGAAAAUGUUAAGUCUCCUGCUCCCGUGAAAACAAUAGCUGAAACAAUGACUUCUGUGAAUGAAUUUACUGGGAGGACUUCCCAUGCCCAUCUGUCUCUAUUCGAGUCAGAGCUUGUGAAGGUUGAUAAUCUAGGAAAUGUCCUAGUCUCAUCGGUCCCACAACUUUCAACCAAAGCAGCUUCUGAGUCUAAAUGCGUGGAUGCUGCUGCCUUGCCGUCAAAGCUGUCAACAGAAGAUGUUAUGGUGGUAUCCAGAUUAUGCAAUGAUGUGGAUGAAUGUCAAGAAGAUGGUUCCCAAUCAGAAAGAGUUCCUGAAACUCCUUUUUCCCAGGUGGAAUCAAAAGAUGUUAGUGUUGGGGAGCAUCCUGAAGCAAUAAUAACAGAUAGUACAGACGUGUCACUAAAUGAAGAAUUGAGCUCUGACUCCGAAGAUGUGGAGGCACAUAGUCCACGGCUAACCAAUUUUAUCAUGAGUGGUGUUGUUCCAGAGUCUCCCAGAAGCAGUCCAGAGAGAGAGAAGGAUGAAGGAAAGAAGCUGAGUUCUGAAAGCAUAAUGGGGCCCUUGAAGCACGAUAAACAGGCUGUCCAUUGUUGUACUGGUGGGGAAGAAAGUCUUCCUUCACACAUUGUUAAAACUAUAACUCCUUUACAAAAAGAGGUUGGAGCAAGAGCUCCCACGUCUUCCCAUUCAAUCAUUAUUUGUGGUAAUCGAACUCCUUUUGCAAAGCUGUCAAGCCCAACCUGCAGCAAAGACUGGCUUUUGGAAUCUCAACACUUGCCAGAAAGAGUUUGUGAAAAGAACAAACUUAGAAGGCUACGCAAGCUAGGUGAUUUUUUUACGAAAACUUCUCCAGAGUGUGCAAGACAAAAUAAUAUGUCUCCCAAAAAACGGGCUAGCUCUUGUUUUACAGCCAACAGGGUUGUAUCCAGGAGGAAACACAGAGGUAAGAUGAAACAAGCAACAGAUGCCAAGGCAUUUAUAGAAGUGGAAGCCGAGGUUUCUUCAGAAGGCUUGGUAUCUGAUGAUGAGGAAGAAGAGGACUGUAACUCAUAUGAUGAUAGUUUCAUUGAUGACCGGAUAAGUCUUACUGCAGUAGACACACAAGCUGACUCUUGUAGAAUGGACAUGAUGGCAGUUUACAGGCGAUCUUUACUGACUCAAUCACCUGUGGAGCUGUUGCCGAAAGCUUCCAGAUUUCAUAGUCCAGAUAAUGCUCUUCCAAGGAGUGUGACAAAUUUAACUUCAAGCUCAUCGGGAACAAUGAAUCACCAAACACCCCAAACAGGCUUAGAGUCUACAACUCGAAGUUCAGAAGCCAUGUCAUGUGGAACUGCUGCAUGUUCGCUGGGAGAGAAAGAGGGCAAGGUGGGGAGCCGAAAACGAAAAUUUAGCUUUAGUGAAACUAGUCCACUACCUGCACGGAAUUUGGAGAGUGAUUUCUGGAUGAAUCAUGGAGCAGGAGGCAGAAACUCACCCCUGCCGCCAGUGGAAGAGCGCAGUGAAAAAGAAAAUAGGGAUUUAUUUGAUGAUGAUGAUGAUUUUCUUAACGGUAUUGAUCUUGAUGCGGUUGAACAAGAGGCUGCCAAAAUGCUUCAGCUCAAAUCACAAAACUCAGUUCACAAUCAACCCACAUCAAUAUCCAUUCCUCAAAACAUUGGCAUUAGUGAUUUUCCUUCCUUUGAUCUUGGUUUUUAAAUUUUGACUACAAUUAUCACAGUAGAGUAGCAGUUUCUAUACACCCCUCUUGUACAUAACUUAUUCUAUAAGUCAAUUUUAACACCAAUUGUACAGAAAUGAAAGUUUUGGAUGUGUCUUUUAUCUACUACACUGCAGAAAUCAAAGUUUUUUCUUAAGUACAUUUUUGUAAACUGUAACUUGAUAAUGGGUAGGUGAUAAUUGUAGAA